This is a messenger RNA of Lodderomyces parapsilosis, 3450 nucleotides long. It is a transcript of the gene SLK19, whose product is annotated as Slk19p. The transcript has a single exon. The coding region runs from base 1 to 3450 and encodes 1149 amino acids. The record is from RefSeq and is a predicted model, not a curated record. NCBI's taxonomy places the organism in Eukaryota, Fungi, Ascomycota, Pichiomycetes, Serinales, Debaryomycetaceae.
AUGUCAGAGUCUGCUGCAGUGAAUUCAACUGCUACCAAAAAGCAGCCUCCACAAAGUAGAUUAAAGCAAUUGACUAGUGCAUCGACAUGGGUUUCCCCUUUUAGAGGUCAACCCGAUGAAGAAGGUGCUGCCAAUUCAAAGAAAAAGGUCAAUUUGUAUAAACAAUUUAAAGAAGACAAUAAAGUGGAACAUAUCAAGGUUCCUGCCAAGUUUGCUCAUCAUCCUACAUUGGAAGCUGAAGAAAAGAAAAAGAAGAAGCAAGCAAAGUCAACAAAGUCAACAAAACCAGCAAAAAAGACUGAUGAUGCAAAGGCAAAGACAAAGUCAACAACAACAACAACAACAGACGAGAGGGUCAAGUCAGAGGAGAAAAAGCUCGAUGAGGAAGCUAAGGAAAAAUUAAUCGCUGAUGAACCAACCACAGAGGAGCAAAAAUUGGAAGAAGAGUCCAAGGAGAAAUUAAUUGCUGAUGAACCAACCACAGAGGAACAAAAAUUGGAAGAAGAAUCCAAGGAGAAAUUGAUUACUGAUGAAUCAACCACGAAAGAGCCAGCAGAUGACUCGAAGAAUAAUUUGAUUACUGGUGAAUCAACCACAAAAGAACCAGCAGAUGAGUUGAAGGAUAAUUUGACCACCGACCAAGGUUUGGAAAGAAAAGCAACUAAUGAGUCUAGAGAAACAUUGCUCAAGGAUGAGUAUCAAGAAACAAGUGAACCAACAGGACCUGCAGCUGAGGCCAAGGAAGAUACUGAAGCAGCUCAGGCAGAUAUCGAAGCUGCCAAUGCUGAUAUUGAGGAUGCCAAGAAAGUGGGUCAAGAGCAAGAAGACCUCGCUAAAAACCAUUUGGAGGGUGAUGAUGAAAUUAUCGAUACCAUCAAGGAACAUCCCGUUGACAUCCCAGCUCCAUCUCAAACAAAGUACGAACCAGUUGAUAGACCAAACAAGGAAAUUUUGGAGAAAUUGAAGGACAAACCAGUUUUGUUGAGACACUACCAGGAGCUUAAUGCCACCGCUGUUGGGUCCUUAGCUCACGAUUUAGAUGACCCCAAAAAGGUUAUUGAAUUGGGUUCAGGUUUGAGAUUGACUCAAGAACAAUUGUUGGAUAUGGCAGCAAAAAGAGUAGCUCCUGUGAUUACAUCCAUCAAUGAUGAGGUUUCCAAAACCAGACAAGAGGAUGAAAUCAAGAGGCAACAACUCUUGGAUCAAAAAGUCAAGAAGCACGAGGGUAAGUUGAAAACUGAUUUUGACAAGUACGCAGCUAAAGUCAACAAGAGAAAGGAGGUAGUUGAUCAAGAAAUUGAACGUAAGUUGACCAAUAUUGCCAACUUGGUUAAAACUUCAGACGAGAAUGCAAACAAGUUUGAAAAAAAGACUAGAGGAGAGAUCGAGACUGCAGCUAAGGAAUACGAAGAACGUGAAACUCAAGCAGCCGAGAAGCACGUCACUGAUAAGGAAACUCUUGAAAAGAAUCACGAGGAGUUGCUUGCAACCAAGAAACAAGAAUUGGAAGACUCUAAAGAGGGGCAAGAAAAGGCUACGCAAGAGAUUGAAGAUUUGAAGCAAAAAAAAAUCGACUUGACUGAAAAGAAUUCUGAGUUGGAUACCGAAAUUGAGAGAUUGAAAAAGAGAUUAGAAGAGGAAAAAGCCAAAUUGCAAGACUUGACCUCUCAACAUGAAUCUCAUCAAGAAGCAAUAGAAACAAACCAAGGCCAAAGCAAAGAAUUGAAUGAAAAGAUUGGAGGUUACCAAAAGGAUAUUGACGACAGAAAAACCACCCACAAGGGAUUGGUUGCUGAAGUUGGAGCUUUGGGAGCUUUAUUGGGUGCUUUUGCUGCGAAAUUGAGCGAUGUUAAUUCAGAUAAAGCGGAUAGGCCAAACAGACUUACCGAAGCCAAGAAUAAACACAGCGCUUGGCAGAAAGAAAAGGACCAGCUCGCUGAAGAAGCUGCAAGAGAGCACGAACGCCAAAGAGCUAUAGCAACUCAAGAAUAUGAAACUAGAAAGCACCAAGAAGAGUUGGAAAGAAAGAGAGAAAAGGAAGAACAAGAGAGACUUGAAAGGGAGGAGCAGGAGAGACAAGCCAAGUUGGAAGAAGAGGAGAGAAGAAAACAAGCUCAAUUAGAGGCGGAAGAGAAGGAAAGACAAGCCAGGCUUGAAGAGGAGGAAAGACAAAGAAAGGCUGAAGAGGAGGCUAAAGCGAAAGAACUAAAGGAAAAGGAAGAGAAACAAGCGGCUGUAGCCGAAAAGCUCAAGCUGAAGGAGGCAAAACAAAGAAACUUGGAAGAGGAGAGAAACAGACAUGAUUCUCUUUACCAAAAGGGUUCUUAUACCGGUGGUGAGUCAGAGUACCAUGAAGCUCAAAAGGAAAGAUUAGGUGACGAAAUCACAAACUUGCAAAAGAUCAAAGAAUUGAGAGAAGAAAGGGCCACUUACACUGGAGAGGAUCCCAAGUCUGAUGAACUUGACAAGCUAAUCAAGGAGAGACAAAAGGCGAUCAAAAAGAUUGAAAACAAGCAGGCUCAACCUUCUUUAAAUGAGCGGGCAGUAGCUGAAGAACCAACAUCAAGCAAAAACUUGGUUACUUCAGGCACUGGUGCUGCUGCCGGUACUGUAUUUGGACAAGAUUUGAUUAACGAACAAUCAAAAUUGCCAAGUGCACAAGAAAAUCCAGGUGCCGAUUAUGAUUUGAAGAAGAAGGGUGCUAUUCACGAUGAAGAUAAAUCGGUCCCCAAUUUUGAAAGGAACGAAGAUGAAAUCAAAAAGAAGGAACCCGAGGAGAAGAAAUCCGGCUUGGGAUCAGCAAUUGUUACUGGUGGUGCAGCUGGCGCCGGAACUGGCGCCGCUGUAGGAGCUGCCACUAGUUCAUCUAAUAGCGCCACGCCUUUAACUAAAGAGAGGUCAAACAGUCUUUCCGAUAGGUUCAAGGGGUGGGGAAGAAGACUUUCAAGGACUUCAACUGAAAAGUCCAAAGAACCAGCUGAGAAACCAGUUGAGAAACCAGUUUCUAAGGACGUCAAGAAGGAGAAUGUCGUGGGUGGCGUGACCAAAGAGCCUAAACCUUUUUCCAGGAAUGAGAACACCAUUGGUGGUUUAGGUGUCGCACCUAAAGGAAACGACACUGUUGGUGGACUCAAUGCAAAUGACACUGAAAACAAAACAGGAUUUGCUCGUGUAGUCCCCAAGGAAAAUCAAACUGUUGUUGGUGGUGUGAAUGCAAAUGAUAUUGAAUCAAAGGAUUAUCACAGGCCGGGCGCCGCUAUUGCAGCUGGUGCAAGUGAGCCACGUAGAGAUGAUGCCUCAUGGGAAGUUCAAUCGGUUUAUGAACUUAUUUCCGAUGGCGAAUAUGAAGCUAACAAGAACGACCCCAACUACUUUGCCGUCAAUGAAGAGGAGUACAAGAAACACAAGGAGAAGGAGAAAAAGGUUACAUUGCUUGAUAAAAUCUUUUAG